AUGGCGCUGACCGCGACGGCUCCAAUGGCGCCUUGUCUAUACACCGAGGCCCGUCUGAACAUUGAGCCUACCUAUGCCAAUUCGACCUUACACAUUCCUACCGAAGGACAAAGCUCGUUCUUCUCGCGCAAACGUUCCAGGAGCGACGAUGCCUUCGCCAACGCAGACGAGGAAGCUUACGCGAAGCGUCACCUGGCUACCGAGUCCUCCAUCUUCUUUCGUCGCCAGAAUAGAAAUCCGCGAUGCUUCCUCUGGCGCGUACUCGAAGAGGGAAGGCUGCUUCACAUCCAGAGUGUCGACUUGAUCCAGGCCCGCAGGAACACACAAGAAAGCGUCAUCACCUUUGCUCUAAGCUUCAGCAAUCCCAUCCGGUCCAAUGGUGUUGCCUUUGCUGACGCUGUCGAGCGUGACGCUCUGGAAGUCUUCGUCUUGACUACAGCCGACGAGCUCUUCACCUUCACCCUUCGCAAGGACCUCCUCCUCCGCGGCUCGCUGCCAUCCGCUACCGACUUCGAUCCUGCUAGCUGCUUCAAGCUCUACCAGUCGCCCUCGUUCAGCUUCCGGACCCCCUACAAGCUCGUCGCUCUUAGUUCGAUGGACUUGCUUGUUUCCCUCAGCGACGGUGGUUUGCUGCGCCUUUCGAGAAAUGUUGGUCAGAAUCAGGGUGCAUGGCACGAGACUUCGUUCAGCGAACCAGGCUGGGGCUCGUCCUUCAAGACUUUCUUCUCUAUGAGAGGCCAUAACACGGUCAAGUUCAAUGGUCUGGAUCUUGAGCCCUCGACUGCUGCUGCUAUCGCCCUGUCGCCAGACGCGACUCACGUCUUCACAGUAUGCCUUGAUCACACUCUCAAGGCCUGGAACACACAGACUGGAAAGUCAGGAGUUCAAACAGAUCUUUUGAAUGAUAACAACAAGGAUUCACAAUCUGCUUCAUCCCAGUUCUUGAUGAGCCCAGCUCAAGGCACCCUUCUCAAGCUUCUUCAAGUCGACGGUAGUCCCGACGGCGACAUGUACUAUGCUGUGACAAACUCGCCAAAGGAUCAUCAAUUCAAGUUCUGGGCAGUCUUGGACCCCGAUGAUAUCGAGCUGGGCAUUCGUGAUGUUCAACCUGACACCAAGCUGAUCCCUCCUCUUGACGAGCUGAUGAAUACGAAUGCUUGGCAACUCGUCGAGUACCACGUUCGUCCUUCCAAAGGUUGGCGCAACACUCAGCUUUGGAUCAGAGUCAGAUCUGGCGCUAUCUGCAAGAUCUUCACCCUCACCUUCGACUUGCUUGCCAGUCCUGAGGACAUUGAGGAAACAUGGCGCAACGAGUGGGCGUUUGUAGACGACGGAUCUCUCACCAUCGAGGCAUUGAUGAACGACCCAUCGUACCCAGGAGAUGCCGACAUUCAACUAGCUGUUGAAGACUACUCUAGUCUCAGUGAUAGAUGGCUUGACUUUUUCUUCUAUCCUGGCAGAUUCAGCAUACCUAUGCUCGAAAGUGCCUUGCACAUCUACAAGAAAGGAUUGAAGUUGUCGACCGAGUCUUCUCGACUCAACAAGGAUAAUCCGCUCAAGGGAAGGAUUUGCGACGCCAUCGCUGCCAAGAUCAGUGUGGAUCAAACUGAUGAAGGUCAAUUGGACUUUGACAAGUAUCAGUCUGAGAUUGCUGCACAGUGGCAUGUCUUCUUCGGCCUCGUGCGACAUCUCCACACCAGACGUGGCGACUCUCUCGCUCUAGCAUUCGAUAUGGAUACGGAUCUUGCAUGGUCGGUCAGAGCAGACCAAGUCGGGCCCGUCAGACGAUGCAGCGAGGUUGAGAUCAUGGAUCUCAACAAAGACGUCUUCCUAACCCAAGAGGACCAUGUCAUUCUCAACUCCGUGCCCCUUUCAAAUCAUCUGACCGAGGAAAUUAGUGUUCACGUCGGUCGCCUAUUUGCAGGCGCGAGCGUUUUCAGAAGGGGCCUGUCUGGUGAAUUCCAAACACUCUUCGAGGCGGCAAGCACAGCAGAGGCUCUCAAGAUCGGCGCCAAUGAUACGACACCCAACGGAACACAUCACAAUCGCUUGGAAGACUUGCGACAACUCUACGACAUAUGCGCUCUUCAUACGGAGGUCACUGAUGAUGACUUCAAUCAAUUAACAGACUCUAUGCAAAGCCUGGGAGGUCUCGGUGACUUGGACAACGAACUCUUCUACGCAGCCAUUGAACGCCUCGCACAGCCACAGCAUGGUUCUGAUAGUGACCAAGCCUUGACACGCUACGGAGACAAGGCAACCAUCCGUGGUGCCCAAGAUACUUUGUCUGUAACGAGAAACAUCAUCCUUGAUCUUCUUGCACUGGUCGUGUUUAUGGCUGGUGAUCUCGAAGAAGAAGAAUUAUCAACCGAGUUCAGACCAUCAGAGUUAUAUCAGCAGCUUGUUGUGAAGCUCAAUGAACACAAUGUUUUGCUGUGGCUUGCUAGUAAUGUGCGCGAGGAGCCAGCCAAGAACGCACAAGAUACUAUCGACAGCCCUGUGUCCAAAUCUAGCAAAUCUCAGUCCCACCCAACUUUGACGGUGCUUGAGAGUAUCUUCAUUGGAGACUGGCACACGUUGCGAUCCCCGACCACGGAGAAGCUUCCUUUCCUCAUCACCUACUGGUGCCGUGCGUGGACGUAUGGAGCCAAUAUUUCCGAAACUUACAAUGGCAUUGUCACUCACAUUCUGGGAAAUCUUGUCAAAUAUCAAGACUACGACCUAGCUACAGAUUUCCUCAGAUUCGUUCCGGAAAGUCCCUGGGCCUCCUAUCUCCGGGGCAGAUUGAAUCUUGCUACUGGAGAGUAUGCCCUGGCUGCUGAGUACUUCAAACAGGCAGCUGAUUCGCUUGCUGAGAAGAGCCCCGGCAUCAACACGCUAGACACGUCAAACCUGAUCGACCUAGAAGCUCGCAACUUUUUCAACAACGAACUGCCUCGCUACCACCUUCAUAUCUCAUACCUAUAUGAGCGCAAUCGACUACACGCCUACACUGCCGAUUUUGCUUCGCUGGCUCUUGAAGAGUUUGGAGUCAACUUUGAGAAUUUCGAUGACAAUUCGUUGCUUGAUCUGGACACACGCAAGCAUGACAUGCACGGUAGUCCCGCAAAUAUGAAAGCCGGUCUGGUGGUCGAGGAGAUCAAGCUACUGCGUGUGCAAGAGCUGAGGGCAGAGAUACUCAUGCGCGUGUUCAACGCCUCGUUGCAGAUCUGCCGCUACAAGACUGCCUUUGAGGCUUUGGUUAUGUUCACCAACCCUGUGCACCGAAAGACUUCACUCAAAGCCCUCUUGCAGUCGCUCAUUGCAAGCAACAGGAUUGACACACUUCUUUCUUUGCCAUUCACAGAACAAUUCUUGCCUGAGGUGGAUGAUAUACUCUUGUCAUUGGCACGCAAACAUCUGUCAUUCUCACCAACACCGACACCGGGACGACCCCAAUAUCAUCAAGUCAUGUAUACCUGGCGCAUUCACAACAAUGACUUCCGAGGAGCUGCCGAGAUACUCUUUGAGCGUUUGCAACGUCUCAGACAUAGCACAGCCAAGGUAUUCGAGCCUGAUGACGAGACUCUGGUUGAAGCAUACUUGGUUCUUAUCAAUACACUUGCAUGCUGCGGCAAGGAUGAAGGAUGGAUCUUGGCAGAGAGAGUCGAGGAAGAGUACCAGCGUGGUAAGAGCGUUUCAGCCAAACACAACAAGAAGCGCAAGAUUGUUACACUAGAGGAUGUUCGCAAGGAAUACCAGGCAGAGCUGGAUCGCAGAAGUGAGAUGCAGCAAGGCAGAUUUGCGUUGACUGCAGGUGACGAGAUGGAUAUGUUCUGA
Molecule: messenger RNA, 3819 nt
Organism: Aureobasidium subglaciale EXF-2481
Lineage: Eukaryota; Fungi; Ascomycota; Dothideomycetes; Dothideales; Saccotheciaceae
Exons: 1
Coding region: 1-3819 (1272 amino acids)
Cellular component (GO): nuclear pore
Molecular function (GO): structural constituent of nuclear pore
Source: RefSeq, a predicted model, not a curated record